Messenger RNA from Carassius gibelio (silver crucian carp), 1138 nucleotides. RefSeq lists its product as uncharacterized. Lineage: Eukaryota; Metazoa; Chordata; Actinopteri; Cypriniformes; Cyprinidae. The record is from RefSeq and is a predicted model, not a curated record. The transcript is spliced from 2 exons. Bases 218 to 1138 code for a protein of 306 amino acids.
UUCAAUGCUGUUGGAUUUUGUAUGUGUUUAUGCCUUCGUUGGGUUACAAGGUUUGAAAUGAUGUUUGCUGUUUUAUCUCAUUUUCCUAGGUCGUUCUGGUCAAGGAGUUGAUGUCUUGUGCGGGAGACGGACAGAUGUGGCUGUCGUCACUGAUGUGACGUUUUCGUUUCGGGAGCCUCCUUCUAAGUCCAGGAGGACAGUAGCGGACAUAAAGAAAAUGUCAGCAAGGCAACAUAUUGCCGAAGUCACUGGGCGCAUAGUGCAUUUGAGAGCUGGGACCGACAAUGUGGAGUUCCAGGGUAGACAGCUGGAGACACAGAGCGUCAUUUUUGAGGAUGCCAGCGGAAAAAUUCGCCUGCAAUUGUGGGAAUCUCAAGUUGGCGUGGUUUUAUUUGGAAAGACUUAUAAAUUCUCCAAUUUGAGCACCCGGGAGUUUCAUGGUGAGCUUUUUGUAACCACUACACGUCAAUCGACUAUUGAGGAGGUUGGACCUUUGUCAGGUAUGGGUGCAAUUGUUCCCUGUGACGUCAGAGAGGAUCCAGUUAUUUCUCUGUGUGCCGAAAUAAUCAGAGCGGAAGUGACUGUGUCCCGUACUUGCGGGAACUGCAAGUGUUCUCAAACGGACUUUGACUCAAGAAAGAAGUUCCAUAGAUGCAUGAAGUGCAACAUGCUGCAGAAGACUGGAAUGUAUACGGCCAGUGCCAUCGCUAAUGUAACUGUAGUUGGCGAUUCCGGAGAGCUUAAUGUUUGUAUCAACAAUUCUGUGCUGCACAGGUUUUUACGGAACGGUGACAUAACUCAUCUGCUGCAGGAUGCUCAAGAUAUGGAGGAGCAUUUGUUAGAAUGUGGUUUCCUGAAACUGCACAUUCAGAACAACAAUGUGGUCGCCAUGGUGAAGGCACCGGAGCAAACUGCGUCUGAGGCAUGCUCCUCUAAAUCUUCCGUGUCUGGAUCAGCUGGAGUGCAGUUUGUGUCCGCAACAGGUGACUUGGAGUUGCUGUGUGCAGCAGAUGAGGUGGAGUCUGUGUGUGCAGGAGGUGCAGCAGAUGAAGCAGGCCUGGCGUGUAGAACAGGUGAAUUGGAGAUUGUAACAGGCGCAGCCGAGGCAGUAUGUUCUACAGGUGAAUCCGAGAUGUAA